ACAAACAACAUCUCAUUACUUACGAUUUAAGAAAACAUGCUAAAGAAUUCGCGUUCCUUAAAGAUGUUGAAUGGAAGAGGAAAACAGACUCUCCUGCGUAUAAUUUCACAUCACCAAGUUACUUGUGUUGUUGUUUUGUGUUAAAACAAAGCAUUAAUUGUGGUCUAGUGAUGGAAUAUGGGAAAUGGAUAAGCCGUCAUAAGGCUAACAUACACGCAUCGCGUUAGCGAUGACACUGUAAGUGGUUCAAUCUGCAAAACGGUUUGAAUCUUCAGACUGGAUGGAUAUUGACGACGAAGUGCUCCCUACGACCGCGACCAGUGCUCUACCAACUCGUCAAGCUAGUCGACGCAAGCGCACAGCAAAAAGCAUUGGCCCUGAUUUCGUUACGGAUUACUAUCCUGGAUCUAGUCGAAGCACUGUUGCGAUAUCCAAUAACAACUUGUCGAAUACAGCUGCGUACCGCCGAGCUUUGCGUUUGAGUGCCAGACAUGAACGCUUGAAACUGCGAGGCGAAAUUGACAAGCCCGAAACCACACCGGAGCGCGAUGCGGACAACACGCCUGUGUGUGCGGAGUGUCACCUAGCUUCGGGAAAUUUUCCUGCUUAUUCCAGCACAGAACGCCGUUUUAUACGGUGCAGUAAUCCAGAAUGUCCAUACACCGCGCAUGCUGGAUGCACCGGAAUCUGUGGGUCUGGCGAACCGGAAACGACUUUCCGCUGCGAAGACUGCAAAAUUUGUGCGGUAUGCCAGUCUGGGAAAACGCGGAAGAAUAGUAGGUUGAUUCAGUGCUUGAAUUGCUUUCAAGUAUACCAUCUCGGUUGCCAUUCACCGCCAGUGGACCCUGAGUCGGUUGAAAACUGGGGGACACGAAUGUCUUCUCUUCCUGGAUGGCAGUGUUCGGCAUGUACAAAAGCUGGGGGUGACGAGGGUAAAUUGAAUAAUCUGAGCACUACGGAAGCUCAUAUUCUUGAACCAGAGUCACAGAGUUCGCAAAUCGACGAGGAAUAUGCGGAUGACCAAGACAGUAGCAGGGCACCCUCUGUUGAAAUUAUGACUCCUACGGCAUUAGCCGUUCAGAAAAAUAUGGGUGAAGAGGUGCGCUCUCAGAGGCCGGUGAUAGUGAGAUCCAGCAACAGGCUCCGACCGCUAGAUCGGACUAUUGAGGGCAUCACUAAUGAAGAGCGGGAACUUCGUCAGGACUUAGCGAUGUGGAGUGUGGAGCAGUGUGCUGCUUAUUUUAUUGAUUCUCAGCCGGAGCUGGCGGAUUUAAUCAGCAGACAUGAGCUGCUUGGAUCGUCACUUAUGUUGAUUUCUCGGGCACAGUUUGCGAAGCUUUUUGGUCUGAGUAUUGGAAAGAAUCUGAAAAUGUUUGGAGCGAUUUGCAAAUGGCGCAAAAUCACGUUCUAGUCUUGCAGCGACCAGUGGAAUCCUCUAAGGGGUUAGUGGACUCACGAGUUCUUAGUGAACUGUAUUAAUGUUGUUGUUGUUAUGCACUUACGGGUAUUACAAAAAACUGUGCCUGUGCACUACCAGACGGUUGGCGUAACUGUUAAUCAAGUACUGUGUGCAGAAACCGGUCAAAAUGCUCGGUGGUUGUUUUUCUAACUUGUCGACAGUAAUUAAGAACUAUAAAUAGUAUUAUAGUACUAUUCUCAUUGUCAUGAAUUUCCGUGACAAUCUCAACGAUCAACUUCUAACAAAAAAACCCAUA
Messenger RNA from Paramacrobiotus metropolitanus, 1715 nucleotides. RefSeq lists its product as uncharacterized. The transcript is spliced from 9 exons. Lineage: Eukaryota; Metazoa; Tardigrada; Eutardigrada; Parachela; Macrobiotidae. The record is from RefSeq and is a predicted model, not a curated record. Bases 281 to 1411 code for a protein of 376 amino acids.